This is a messenger RNA of Bactrocera oleae (olive fruit fly), 2663 nucleotides long. RefSeq names its product ATP-dependent RNA helicase DDX54. The record is from RefSeq and is a predicted model, not a curated record. Lineage: Eukaryota; Metazoa; Arthropoda; Insecta; Diptera; Tephritidae. Gene Ontology annotation, cellular component: nucleus. Gene Ontology annotation, molecular function: RNA binding; RNA helicase activity; ATP binding.
CACUUCUAUAUAGUUUUUUUUUGACAUUUCUUUUAUUUAAGAGCCGUCACCAAAACAAAUCAAGUCACACGUGUUUGAAGCUACGUAUUUUUGCGGAAAAACAUCAUAAAGACGCUAUUUAAUAGAAAAUAAAUUUCCGAAAUGGGUAAGAAACACGACGACAUAGACUUACCCGGCUUUCCAUCGCUGGAUAAUGUUGGGGGUGGUGAGAAUACGGAGAAGGGUAAAAGCAAGUCUAAGAAAAGCGGAGGCUUCCAAUCGAUGGGACUUUCCUUCGGCGUGAUAAAGGGUAUAACGAAGCGUGGCUACAAAAUACCGACACCAAUACAGCGGAAGACCAUACCGUUGAUACUUGAAGGCCGUGAUGUUGUUGCGAUGGCUAAAACUGGCUCGGGCAAAACUGCUUGCUUUCUUAUACCCAUGUUCGAAAAACUUAAGAGCAGGGAACCCACUAAAGGCGCUCGUGCACUUAUACUCUCGCCCACACGUGAAUUGGCUGUGCAGACUUACAAAUUUAUCAAAGAACUGGGACGUUUUAUGGAUUUGAAAACAAUUUUAGUGCUUGGUGGCGAUUCUAUGGAUUCGCAGUUUUCAGCUAUACACACUUGCCCCGACAUUAUAGUUGCUACGCCAGGUCGUUUUUUGCAUUUGUGUGUUGAAAUGGAUUUGAAAUUGAAUUCAGUUGAAUAUGUGGUGUUCGAUGAAGCAGAUCGUCUGUUUGAAAUGGGGUUUGGCGAACAACUGAAUGAAACAUUGCACCGUUUGCCAGCGUCCAGACAAACCGUACUCUUUUCGGCAACUUUACCUAAACUCUUAGUUAAUUUUGCUCGCGCAGGCUUAAACGAUCCAGUUUUGUUGCGUUUAGAUGUUGAGUCAAAAUUGCCGGAAGGCUUAAUGCUUAAAUUCUUAUACUGUCGGCCGGACGAACGUUAUACCGCUUUAGUUGUGUUACUCAAAUAUGUAAUACCGCAAGAUGCACAAACUGUAGUCUUCGCUGGCACACAACAUCACGUUGAAUUGAUAUGCUAUAUCCUCACCAAAUGUGGUAUUUCCAACACGGCAGUGUAUUCUAGUUUAGAUCCCACAGCACGUAAAAUUAACACAGCCAAAUUUGUUAAUAAGAAAGUGUCUGUUCUAACUGUAACCGAUGUGGCGGCGCGUGGUAUCGAUAUACCGAGCUUGGAUUAUGUGGUAAAUUUACAUUUCCCUGGAAAACCGAAAUUGUUCGUACAUCGUGUCGGUCGUUGUGCUCGUGCCGGGCGCACCGGCACUGCCUUUUCAAUAUUUUCCACUGAUGAUGCUGCGCAUGUGCUCGAUUUGCAUUUAUUCUUAAAUCGUCCAUUCAAUAUAAAUGACGACAAAGUGGUGGGCAUUGCGCCGCAGGAGUUAAUGGAGGAGGAGCAUCUGUCUGUGACAGAAGUUAAGAACAGUCAUGAUAUUGCUGGUGUACUACGUACAAGUGAAAACGCAUAUAAAAAAUAUUUGUCGUCGCGUCCUGUGGCCUCAGCAGAAUCUAAUGCGCGCAUUAAGAAAAUCAAAUUUUUCAGCUGCAAAAACUUAGACGAUUUUCUAGCAGCGAAUAUAUCGCUGCGACAAUCGCAAAGCGCAAAUAGCGAAAAUGACAGCAGGUCAAAGGAAGAUUUGGUGGCUGAAGAUCGUAAAAUACAGAAGGAGAAGCAUGAUUUGUUAUUAAAAAUGCGGAAUUUUAAGCCCUCUACUACCAUUUUUGAAUUGAAUCGCAGCCAAAAGUCCCUACCAUUUACUAUAAUGAAAAACAAACGCUCCAUGCAUACGAAUGUCAUUGAAAAAUACAGAAAUAGGAUGGAUGAAAUCGAAAAGGAGGAAGCUAAUAAGCAGCUGGAAGCAGAUGAAAAGGAAGAGGUUGAUGAAGCAGAUGCAGAUGAAAUUACUGAGGCCUUUCAUAAAAUUGUUGCACCAAAGAAACGCAAAAACCUCGAGGAUCUUUAUAAAGACAAGAAGAAGAAAAAGAAGAAGACACAUGCCAAGGAUAAUGAAAAUUAUAUACCUUACCAGUCGGCGGAUAAACACACCGAGGACGGUCUGGCGAUCAACUCUUUUGAGCGUCAAGCUAUGAAUGCUGAAUUUUCCGUAGUCGAUCGUGAUAAUAGCUCAGAUUUCCGCCCCAAGUCGGGCAUGAAGAAGUGGGAUCGUAUCAAGAAGAAAAUGGUUUCUGUGCAAGAUCCACGCGCAAACAAAAUACGCACCGAAUCGGGGGCCUGGAUUCCGGCCUCUUUCAAGACCGGCCGUUACACGAAUUGGAAAGAAAAGUCCAAAAUCGAAGAGCAAUUGCAGCGUGAAAAUGGCAGUGACGAUGAUGGUGUCAAACCAUUGUCUCGUGAAAAACGUUAUCCGGUUGGACAGCAUGCGCGCCAUAAUGCCAAGGUGGCUGCCAAGAAAUAUGCAGGCGGUGACAAUGAAUUGCGGCAUCCGGAGCAGAUCGUAAAGGCGCGCAUGCGUUUGGAAUUCAUCAAGAAACGUAAUACUGAGAAUGCGUUGCGUAAAACAGAAAAUAGAAAACGUAGUAUGCGUAAGAAUCAACGUGGUAAAGUAAAGAAAGGUGGCAAAAAGUAGGUGGUUAUUAUUCAAGCGUUAAGUUAGAAAAUUAUUGUGCUUCGUAUAUUAAUAAAAAUGAAAUAAUAAAA